AUGUCAACCCAAGUUGCCGAAACCCCAGUUAUUUAUGCUCAAGUUACUGAAAUUCUCGGUCGUACUGGUUCACGAGGAGGUGUAUUACAAGUUAGAUGUGAUAUUAUAGGAGAAAAUAGACAAAUUUUAAGAAAUGUUAAAGGACCAAUUAGAGUUGGAGAUAUUCUUACCCUUCUUGAAGCUGAAAGAGAAGCUAGAAGACUUAGAUAA
Molecule: messenger RNA, 210 nt
Organism: Entamoeba nuttalli P19
Lineage: Eukaryota; Evosea; Mastigamoebida; Endamoebidae
Product: ribosomal protein S28e protein
Exons: 1
Coding region: 1-210 (69 amino acids)
Biological process (GO): maturation of SSU-rRNA; translation; ribosomal small subunit assembly
Cellular component (GO): ribosome; cytosolic small ribosomal subunit
Molecular function (GO): structural constituent of ribosome
Source: RefSeq, a predicted model, not a curated record